AUGUCACCAGAGUAUGCAAUGCAUGGACAAUACUCUAUGAAAUCUGACGUUUACAGUUUUGGAGUCUUAGUUUUUGAGAUCAUAAGCGGUAAGAGAAACAGUGUUGUCUACCAGAUGGAUGAAACUAGUACUACUGGAAACUUGGUCACAAAUGCUUGGAGGCUUUGGAAAAACCAGUCACCAUUAGAGCUGGUGGAUGCGGUCAUUGGAAGGAAAUAUCAGAGAAAUGAAGUCACUAGAUGCAUCCACAUUGCAUGCGUUCAAGACAAACCUAGAAGACCGUCCACUGUUAUCAUCUUGAUGCUCACUUUACCAAAGCCUCGUCUACCUAGAUUUUUCCGGCGAGUCUGGCACAAACUGGACCAGGCAUCAGAUGGAUUUAAAUCAAGUCAACCUACAGGAAGAGCUGUUGGAUGUUCUGUUAAUGACGUGACGAUUACUGAACCUUCGUUGAAGAUGGAAUUCAAGUCUGAAUGA
This is a messenger RNA of Brassica rapa (field mustard), 477 nucleotides long. RefSeq names its product cysteine-rich receptor-like protein kinase 11. Gene Ontology annotation, biological process: defense response to bacterium; protein phosphorylation. Gene Ontology annotation, cellular component: plasma membrane. Gene Ontology annotation, molecular function: protein serine/threonine kinase activity; ATP binding. NCBI's taxonomy places the organism in Eukaryota, Viridiplantae, Streptophyta, Magnoliopsida, Brassicales, Brassicaceae. The record is from RefSeq and is a predicted model, not a curated record.